This is a messenger RNA of Miscanthus lutarioriparius, 849 nucleotides long. NCBI's taxonomy places the organism in Eukaryota, Viridiplantae, Streptophyta, Magnoliopsida, Poales, Poaceae. The record is from the annotation of a GenBank genome assembly.
AUGGAAAUGGGCGACAGCUUCGAGUACUACUGGGAGACGCAGCGGUACCUGGAGUCAGAAGAGCUCAGCAUCUACCUGGGCACGCAGGAUGACGCCCUGUCCUGCUACGACUCCAGCUCGCCGGACGGCUCCAUCUCCAACUCGUCCUGGGCGCCGGCGGCGGCGGGGAUGGUGACCACGGCGGCGGCCGGAAAUGAGAAGGCCCCCGCCGCCGCGGGAGGAGGUGCGGCGGCGGCGGCGGCGGCCGCCGCGAACAAGAACAUCCUCAUGGAGCGCGACCGCCGGAGCAAGCUCAACGAGAAGCUCUACGCGCUGCGCAGCGUCGUGCCCAACAUCACCAAGAUGGACAAGGCGUCGAUCAUCAAGGACGCGAUCGAGUACAUCGAGCAGCUGCAGGCGGAGGAGCGGCGGAUGCUACAGGAGGUGCGCGCGCUCGAGGCCGCCGAGGAGCGUGUCGACUACGAGUACGACGAGGGCGCGCUCCUGCAGGCGGCGGAGCGGGGGAAGAAGAAGAUGAAGCGGACGCAGUCCGUGCCUUCCUCCGUCGUCCCGGCGCCCGUGGAGGUCCUGGAGCUGCGCGUGUCGGAGGUGGGCGACCGCGUGCUGGUGGUCAACGUGACGUGCGGCAAGGGUUGCGACACCAUGGCCCGCGUGUGCCGCGCCAUCGAGGAGCUCCGGCUCCGCGUCAUCGCCUCCAACAUCACCUCCGUCGCCGGCUGCCUCAUGGACACCAUCUUCGUCGAGGUGGAUUUGGAUCAAGCGAAUCUUGUUCAAAUGAAGCACAUGAUUGAGGCCGCUCUGACUCAGCUAGAUGCCGCCGGGAGUCCGCCAAGUGUGAUGAGCUAUUAG